This is a messenger RNA of Thecamonas trahens ATCC 50062, 1017 nucleotides long. RefSeq names its product Cys/Met metabolism pyridoxal-phosphate-dependent enzyme. NCBI's taxonomy places the organism in Eukaryota, Apusomonadida, Apusomonadidae. The transcript is spliced from 3 exons. Gene Ontology annotation, molecular function: pyridoxal phosphate binding; carbon-sulfur lyase activity. Gene Ontology annotation, cellular component: cytoplasm. The record is from RefSeq and is a predicted model, not a curated record. Gene Ontology annotation, biological process: transsulfuration. The coding region runs from base 1 to 1017 and encodes 338 amino acids.
AUGCAGACACGUGUUGUGCACGCGGACGAUGAGCUGGCGCAUGCACUCUACCGCGGCGGAAGCGGCGACAUCGCGCCGCCGUUGCACGCCUCGACCACUUUUUCCGUGGAUAAUCCGCUCGGCUUUGCCUACGCGCGCACCACUGGCACGCCCGUCACCGCACGGGUGGAAGCCGUCCUGAGCGAGCUUGAAGGCGGCUUCCCUGCUGUCGUCUUUGCCUCGGGCCUGGCCGCCACCCACGCCGCCUUGGAGGCUCUAACCGACCUGCACGGAUACCAUGGCUCGCAGCUGGUGGCGCGUGCGCGGUGCGGCGGGAGGAAGAUGCGGCUGGUGGUGGUGGAGGACAUCGAGGAUGCCCUGGAUGCCGGCGAGCUGGUCCUUGAUCGUCGAUGCGUGGUAUGGGCAGAGACACCGUCGAACCCGUUCAACACCGUAGUUGACGUCGAGGCGCUCGCAGAGAGAGUCCACCUUGCCGGCGGGCUGCUUGCUGUCGAUGCCACCUUUGCCACGCCGUACACUCUCCGGCCGCUGGCAGUCGGCGCCGACAUGACCGUUCACUCGGCCACAAAGUACCUCGGCGGGCACUCGGACGUGCUUGCAGGCGUGGCUGCUGCCGCCGAUCCCGAGCUAGUGGCUGGCUUGCAGCGAUCGCGACUCCACGGCGGAGCCUGCCUCGGGGCGCUCGAGACCUGGCUUCUGUUGCGCUCGCUGAGGACCUUCCCGCUGCGGAUCAAGAGCCAGUGCGCGUCGGCGACGGCGAUGGCGGCGGCCUUGGCCGAUCAUCCGCGUGUGGCCACCGUCUGGCAUGCAUCGCUGGAGAGUCAUCCGAGCCACGCCCGCGCGGUGCGGUCAAUGACCAGCGGCUUUGGAGCCGUUGUCACCAUCGACGUUGGGUCCGGGCCUGCAGCCGAGGCCUUUGUGGCGCACCUGAAGCUCUUUGCCAACGCCACCUCGCUCGGCGGCGCGGUGGGACGCGACCAUCGAGCCGGGCGUCGUCCGCCUCUCUGUUGGCCUUGA